Amorphotheca resinae ATCC 22711 is the source of this 2586-nucleotide messenger RNA. RefSeq lists its product as hypothetical. The coding region runs from base 1 to 2586 and encodes 861 amino acids. NCBI's taxonomy places the organism in Eukaryota, Fungi, Ascomycota, Leotiomycetes, Helotiales, Amorphothecaceae. Gene Ontology annotation, cellular component: nucleus. The transcript is spliced from 5 exons. Gene Ontology annotation, molecular function: DNA binding; DNA-binding transcription factor activity, RNA polymerase II-specific; zinc ion binding. Gene Ontology annotation, biological process: regulation of DNA-templated transcription; DNA-templated transcription. The record is from RefSeq and is a predicted model, not a curated record.
AUGGCGCCGACUCCAGCCUCCACCACAUCGUCGAGCGCUGGAGGGCACUCCCCUGAUACCCAGUACCGGGUGGUGCGGAAGAGGAAUCGUGUUCCCCUGUCGUGUGGACCAUGUCGGCAUAGGAAGUUGAAAUGUAAUCGGUCGUACCCAUGCGAGAACUGCACUCGAAGAGGUGACGCCUCCUCAUGCUCAUAUGCUGCACCGGGUACACGAAAGAAGAACCAAGUUCAAGGAACAACUAGCCCUGAUGAUAUGCAAAACCGCAUUGACCGUUUAGAAGGCCUGGUGCUGUCGUUGAUGACCAAUGGAUCGCAGUCUGCUGGCCCGGCCGCAGCAGCGGCUGCUAUCUCCCGCUCGCAGAGCGAUGUUACUAGCUCCUCCUUUCGACAUGAUGUGGACCCUGAACAUGGUGAAAACGUCAAGAGAGAAGAUGGGGACGAGGAUAGUGACGUUGAUGGUGUAGCUAACUCUCUCGGUAUUUUAAAAGUCGAUCCAGAUAAGGGGAAGACCCUUUAUAUGGGAGAUUCUCAUUGGCAUUUGGUAUUAGCAGAUAUCGCCGAAGUCAAAAAUUAUUUCACGUCGCAUAAGAAAGAGCUCGAAAAGAAUUACGAGAAGAUCAAGCAGUCUAAACCGAGUACUGCAAUGGAUGGACCAGCGUUUCUCUUCAGUGCACAUAGCUCGGCGACAGACCAAGAACUACGUGCAGAAUUACCUCCCAAGUCAGCCGUCGAUAAGCUUGUGACUCGUUAUUUCAACUCUUACGAUCCAGCCGUACACAUCCUCCACUCACCUACGUUCCACAAGCAACUCCAGGCUUACUGGCAGGACCCAUCGAAAACGUCAAUAGUGUGGGUUGGGUUACUCUAUUCCGUUCUCUGCCUUGCGAUGCAGUCGUAUCACAAGAUUGGGGAUGAGCCUCUCGAGUGGAAAGGCCGCACACUUGAACUGGCUGCUGAGUAUCGGCUGCGUACCGUUCAAUGCCUUGUUAAUUCCGACUACACAAAAUCAUCUCUAUAUACGCUCGAGACCCUUAUCCUCUAUGUUCACGGUGAGUACACAAGUCGGUGGGAUGCCGAGGUAGGGAUCUGGGUCAUAGUAGGCAUAAUCGUUCGUCUGUCAAUGCGGAUGGGCUAUCACCGAGAUCCAAGUAAUUUCUCCGGCAUCACCCCCUAUCAUGGCGAGUUCCGGCGUCGAGUAUGGGCUUUUAUACGUCAGAUGGACACGAUGUUCUCGUUCCACCUUGCUCUCCCCGGAAUGAUAAGAAAUACUGAUACCGAUACUGCCCUACCUCGGAAUAUCUUCGAUGACGAGUUCGGUCCGGAAUCGAGAGAAUUACCCCCGGCGCGACCCAGCACUGAGCCAACCCCCGUAUCGUACAUGAUCACCAAAGCUCAGAUCUCGUUCGAAUUUGGCUCUAUCCUCGAGGAGAUCAACGCUGUGAACGGAAAACCUGUAAGUUAUGAUGAUAUCUUGAAGCGUGACAACCGGUUGCGAGAUUUAAGGAAUAACAUGGCCCCUCACCUACGACUGCGCCCGAUGGAGGAGUGCACGCAUGAUCCUGCAACGCUGCUCAUGCAGAGGUUCAGUCUGGAUAUACUGUGGCAGAAGACAAUAUGCGUGCUCCAUCGUAAGUACCUUGCUCGGGCACGACAGAAUCCUCGGUACGCCCAUUCUCGCCGAGCGUGUGUCGAUGCUUCUAUGGAGAUCCUUCGUGCCCAGGCUCAACUCCAUCGAGAAAUCCAACCAGGCGGUCGGAUGCGAACGAUGAAAUGGUUCAUCUCAUCGCUUGCAAAGCACGACUACCUUCUGGCGGCCAUGAUCGUCUGCCUAGAACUACAUUAUGAUUCAGUGUCGGAGUCGAUGGCUGAGCCUCCCCCGCAUCAUGAUCCAUACUUCUGGAGCCCGUCUCAACGUGCGGAUAUGCUCCAUACGCUUGAGACAUCCCAGCAGAUCUGGAAAGAAUCUGCCGAGUCCUCUAUGGAGGCAUAUAAGGCAUCGAAUGUCCUUGGCAUCAUGCUCGAAAAGUUGAGAUCUCCUCCCCAACCCAAGCCGGCAGAGCAGCCCACCCCAGCCGAGGUAUUUGGACAGUUUGAUGAGGCGAAUCUGGAGCCUGAACACUCGGCCGCCAUGACCUUGGGGAUGCUCUCCGGCGGCCUAUCCCCAAGUUCCGCUGCCAUGUUCAACAGUGCCACGGGGCCGUCGCCACGGGGUACAACAUCGUAUGGCAACUUUGACACUGGCAUGGGCGACUCCUCUGCCAGCACCGGAAUGGCGCAUGGCUUCCCUAUGGAUCCUUCUAACCCCUUCGCUUCUCUGAAUAAUGUGGCGUCACCAUUUACCAUCUUUGGCAACGCAGGGACCGGCUCCGGCAUGAUGGACAUGCCGACGAAUCUGGACUGGGAAGCAUGGGACUCAUACAUCCAGAACGGGAACACGCUAGACCCCGCGUUCCAGUUCUACCAAGCCACUGACCAGUCUCAACUGAGCCAGGAAGAGCAACAGCAACAGCAGCAGCAGCAGCAGCAAGCCGAUGCGUCGGCCUAUGGCAAUGGCGUUUUCAUGGGGGCGUACACGCCAGGGCGAUGA